GACAUGUAGUGUUUUGUCUACCGUAUAAAAUAGCAUGAACUCUGCUGUUCUUCCUCUUUACUAAGCGAGCCUGAGCGAGACAGGCGCUAUAAGCCACCAUGCCCGUUGCCAGAAGUUGGGUUUGUCGUAAGACAUAUGUCACCCCACGGCGUCCCUUCGAGAAGUCCCGCCUCGACCAGGAGUUAAAACUCAUUGGCGAGUAUGGUCUGAGGAACAAGCGUGAGGUGUGGAGGGUCAAGUUUACCCUGGCUAAGAUCCGUAAAGCUGCCAGAGAGCUGCUCACUCUGGACGAGAAGGACCCCAAACGUCUGUUUGAAGGUAAUGCUUUGCUCAGGCGUCUGGUGAGGAUCGGUGUGCUGGAUGAGGGUAAGAUGAAGCUCGAUUACAUCCUGGGUCUGAAGGUUGAGGAUUUCUUGGAGAGGAGGCUGCAGACUCAAGUCUUCAAACUCGGACUUGCCAAGAGUAUCCACCACGCUCGUGUCCUGAUCCGCCAGAGGCACAUUCGAGGACCACCAACCUGUAGCACUCUGCGUUGAGAUCUCUUAAACAUUUCAACAAGGUCACUUCGGUAUCAAAGCCGUAUACCUUGUCAGUAGACAUUGCCCAGAGCCAAUCCUGCCGUCUGUUGGCUCAGACUGUGCCACGGUGACGUGGUGGCUGUCAGGUAAGGUAGGGGGGAUUGCACCUCGGGCAAUUGUGGUACUCACUGCACCUUAUGUUGUGAGCAACCAAACACUCGGGCUGAUGAUUUAAGAUUUACAAGCAGAUUUUCUGUGGUGUCAAGAAUUCCUCGUCAAUGAAGCCUGGUUUAUAUUUACAGAGGUAUAAAUCGUUAGUGAAAUUGUUAGUGUUUGUGAAAUAUUCGUGCCAAAAGUGCUUCAGUUCAUUACAUAAGUGGUUAAAUAUGUGUGCUUUAAACAAAUGUGUAAUUGAAUUUCUUUUAAAUAGCUGAAUAUGUUUUUGUAAUGAACUAAAACAUUGAUAAACUGUUUGUUGAAUAGACAUCAAUUAGAUUAAAUCUAUGGUAUUUAACAAAUUGACAAUACUUGUUUAUGUAGGUUAGAGGUAAAAAAAUGAAUGGACUAGUAAAAUAUGAAUAGAAAAUGAGAUAAAAUGAAAAUAAAUUGGUAAAAUAUGGAUAAUGGGAGCUAAUAUCACUUAAUUUUAAUUAACUUCAGAUAAAAGUUAAACAGAAUAGGAAUCUUUAAAAAUACUGAACAAAUUUGAGAUUGUGGCACUUAAAAAACCUGAUGGUGAUAGUAAUUAAAGACUGGAAAUCAGAGCAUGUGAAAGUUUAUCAUUUUAUCCAAGUUCUCUGACCUCCAUUUUAUUUCUG
Gambusia affinis (western mosquitofish) is the source of this 1336-nucleotide messenger RNA. It is a transcript of the gene rps9, whose product is annotated as ribosomal protein S9. Gene Ontology annotation, biological process: translation; positive regulation of translational fidelity. The coding region runs from base 99 to 536 and encodes 145 amino acids. The record is from RefSeq and is a predicted model, not a curated record. Gene Ontology annotation, molecular function: structural constituent of ribosome; rRNA binding. The transcript is spliced from 5 exons. Lineage: Eukaryota; Metazoa; Chordata; Actinopteri; Cyprinodontiformes; Poeciliidae. Gene Ontology annotation, cellular component: cytosolic small ribosomal subunit.